Messenger RNA from Oryzias melastigma (Indian medaka), 7400 nucleotides. RefSeq names its product spectrin beta chain, non-erythrocytic 5. Gene Ontology annotation, cellular component: Z disc; cell projection; plasma membrane. Gene Ontology annotation, molecular function: actin filament binding; phospholipid binding. Gene Ontology annotation, biological process: actin cytoskeleton organization; muscle cell development. Lineage: Eukaryota; Metazoa; Chordata; Actinopteri; Beloniformes; Adrianichthyidae. The transcript has 34 exons. The coding region runs from base 143 to 6976 and encodes 2277 amino acids. The record is from RefSeq and is a predicted model, not a curated record.
UCUCAACAUGCACAAGAAGGUGGAGAACUGAGCUCCGUCCGUCCUCCCUUUCUGCUUCCUUUCCUGCUGAGCAGAGACUGGACCACUGGCUCAGAGGAGGAUGUGACAGACUUUUUGCAGAGACUCUUGUUGGACACUGGACAUGUCUGAGAGCAUCAUGAGAAAGGUGCAGCCCUUCACCAUUGGAACAAAGCUGUCAGUUCCCCCUGUGCCCAAAUGCCAGGAGUUCACGCCGAAGAGAUUCCUUCCGGCCGAAGCUCUGGACAGCUGUGCGUUUCAGCAUAGCCUGAACGCGCUCUACCUCAGCCCGUCGCAGGUCUGCGCACAUGGCGCCUGUCUCUCCUCACCCACUGUCAAGCCGGCAGCCCCCACGACACUGGAGCACGUGGCAGGAGACGACCUGAACCAGAAUGCCGGCUCUGCCUCCGCCAUCUCCAGAUCCAUCAAGAAGAUCACCAUCUCUGAGAGUACAGACAGACCGGGAAAGAUGACGGGAGGGCCGGCAAAGCUCUCCCUCACAGGCUCCUCAUCGGAAAACAGCAACAACAACAACAACAUCAGCAGCUCAUCUGAUCCACAGCUGCCCAGGAUCGUAGGAGUGAGCUACGAGAGCAAACCAAACUCAGAAUUCAAGGUUUUACUGAGUAAAGAGUCUCACGCUGUGCAGGGACAAGCCAGGAUGAAACUCAACGGAGAGAAAUCUGUCCAGAUUCCCUUGGCUGAACGUAAAAGCAAAGAGCCUGAAAUGACAGAAAGUCAUCCCCUCUCACAGGAUGAGGCGCUGGCAGCUGCUGCAUUUCACGACUGCUUCACUCAGCCAAACUCACUCUUCACCAAGGAGGCACUGCAGGCAGAGGCGUGGAUUAAAGGCAAGCUGCAGGACUUAAGGGAUGGAUGUGAUGUUCAGUGCUGCCCCCUGCAGGACUGGGAAGAGGCAUCGCAGACACUCCAGAGAGAUCUCAAGGACUUUGAGAACAACCUGAUUCAACUUAACCAGAUGGGCGAGCAGUUGAUCUGCAAGCUGAACCCCACAUCUGAUGCGGUGAGGAAGCAGCUCAGCCAGCUGAGGGACCAGUGGCAAACCCUGAAACAGAUGGCUGCAAACCGGACGCGUGCCCUCGGUGCAGCGAAGAGCCUGCAGGAGUUUAAUCAAAAGGUGGACAAACUGGAGGCGUGGAUCAAGGAGAAGCAGGAAGAGGAGCAGUCGUUGGUGAACAUCCUGGGGGACAGUGCUGACAAACUGCAGCUGACCAGGAGAAUUUUAGAUCUGAAACAGGAUGAACAGCAACACAGAAACCUUCACGAGGAGAUCAACAACUUGGCCCUGAAGCUGGAGAAACUGGGGAAAGCAGACAGCAGGAUCAUCUCCAGCAGGAGGAAACUCAUCAAUAAAAUGUGGUUGAAGGUCCAGUCCCCUCUGAAAAACUACCAAGAAAAGCUUCAUCUGGCCCUUGAAGUGUCCUCCUUGUACCAGCAGGCGGAUAACGUCCUGUUUGCUAUCAACAGCAUGAGGAAGAGCAUGUCUGCACACAAGGAGCUGGACAGUUUUGAUGACAGAGAAAUACGGGACAUCGCCAGUCAAAUAAUGCUCCUGGACGUGAGUGUCUCCCAGCUGGCUAAUCUCCACCCCUCCCUGGCUGCCGGCAUCACUCGCAGGCAGAGUGAGGUCAAGGAUUCCUGGGCGCUUCUUCAGAGGGUUUUCAGGGGGGACAGGACUGCACUCUCCCUCUCCGGCUCCACUUUCACCAGGGAAGAUGCUGACCUCCUGACCCCUGACCAAGAGCCCCACUGCACCGUGGGAGCGGAGACGCAUGCCGUCAUGGGAAAGGAGGUGAAGGAGGAGCAGAAUCGUCUGAAAGGCUGUGUGGAACCCUGUGGGAGCGUUAAAAGACCUGCGGUUGGUCAAAGUCAGGAGCAGCGAUCGGGGAUCCACACCUCCUCCCCGGUGGAGGGAGGCUCCGUCUGCACAAACCAUGGCGUCAUGAAGCAGCCUCCGAAGGGGGAAAGCAAGAAGCUCAGAGCAGAGCCCAAACUCACGGCAGCUUCCAGAGGCCACACACAACUUCAGAGGUUCACUGUGUCUGCUGACAAGACUUUAUCCUGGCUCAGAGACAAUGUUUCCAUGGCAACACAGGUGUGUUCAACAGCCGCCUCUGAGGGUCUGGAGGCUGCCAGGAAGUGUCAUCACACCCUUGAGGAAGAAAUCCUCAACAACCGAGCCAGGAUGGAGGUGGUCAAGAGGGAGGGUCACGGACUGGUCCGUGCUCAGCACCCAGGCAGUGCCAGGAUCGAGGAAUUCCUCAAACAACUGGAGGUCCUGUGGGAAGAGCUGAAGAGGAGGCACCAGAGAAAUGCUGUGUUCCUGCAGGCCUCCAAGGAGCUGGGCUUCAGGGUUGUGAAAGUGCUCCAAGCCCUUGGCAGCCUGGAUGCCUGGCUGGAGUCGGUGGAGCUUUCCAUGAAGGAGUCUGCAUUAGCCGGUGACCCAGAAACCAUGAGCCUGGCUGAGAGGGAGAGCUGCCUGCUGGAGAGGGAGGUGGCAGCACGCAGCCUGGAACUGAGCGAACUGAGGCGGGAGGUGGACAGCCUUCACGGCCACAAUCACCCGCACGCACGCAGGCUGCCAGAGCGCAUGGAUGAGGUGGAGAAGAAGUACCACCGUGUUCUGGCUGCACUGACCCAGCAGAGCUCAGAGCUGCAAGACACGCGCAUGUUGACCGAGUUCCUGGAGCGUGUGGAGCUGGAGGAGAGCCAGGAGCCCAGCGGUGGUGGAUUCAGCCUCGCACAGCCUCUCCACAGUGACGUGUCCUCAGCUCCUACUCUGUUUGAGCUCCAGAGAAAUAGCAGUGUGGAGCCCCUGAUAGAAGCUCUGGGUAACCCUGUGGAGGAACUUCGGGAGGCUGUAGAGAUGCUGAACGACACUGUGAGGAAAAGAAGUCAAUCUCAGAGUCACGAUCAGGCUAUCCAGGAGCUAAUGAGCAAGCAUGCCAGCUUGGCGGUUCGGGUGGAGGAGUGUUUGUGCUGCAGCAAAGAGCUGCGCCUGGACAUCCUGGAGAAGGAGACUGACAUGGCCAUGCAGUGCGAGCCAGACCACUGUGGCCUGGAGGCUCUGCAGGAGAAGCAGGACCACCUGGAGACUGCCCAUGGGGUCAUUAGUGAGGAGGCGAGGGAGGUGGAGAACCAGGCUUCUCAGCUGAAGGAGCUGUGCCCCGAAAGAGUGCACAUGCUGGAUGCAAAGAUCCGAGCUACUCUGCAGGCCUGGACCGAGCUGGGGAAGAGCGUGACGGAGAACCAAACCCGUCUGCAAGAGUUCUCACAGCUCCAGGACUUCUUCAGGAGCUACCUCGCCAUGAUCUCCUGGACAGAGGACACCAGGUCAUGCAUUUUUUCAGAUACUGCAAUGCACCUCGGGAAGGACGGACACAAACCUCUGGCAGCAGAGCUGGACUCCCAAAUCCAGCAAAAGUUUGAGGAGUUUGACGUGCUGGCCGUCACAGGGAAGACCCUCUUGGACAAGGAGCACCACCUGGCCCAGAUGGUAAGAGAGCGCAUGGAGGAACUGAGGAGCAUGCUGGGAUGGAUCUCUGUGCACUGGAGGGCUCAGAAGCAACAGUGGUUUCACAAAAGCAGCAGAAAGAAACUUCUUCAGGAUAACAUUUACUCUGAGGCAACAAUGGGCUCUCCUUUAGCAGAGAGCUCAGAUCCUGAAGUCGAGGCCCUUCGGACCUUUCAAAACUGUGACAACAACACUCGAGCAGAACCUGCAUCUGAGCCACAGCAUACUGUGGAGCACGAGAGGCUAUCAGAGGACGGAUACGAGAUCAUGAAUGGAAUAGGAGCCAAGGCUGAUUCCCCGAAGACAAACGUGGUGGUGCUGAAGGAGAGCAGCAGUCAGCAGGCGGUCAACCUCAUCCUGAGCUUUGGAGGAAGCGGGGACAGCCAGGUGCAGGUGCUGGACCCGCCCCUUCAAACAGAUCCAGAAGCGGAGGAACCCUUUGAGCUCGUUCACAGGCCCGCUGCGCCUCAAUCUUCUGCCUGUAAAAGCUUUUGGAGGCGCUGCCAGGGGCUUUUGGAAAACACUUUGGGUAGUUUAAAGCGAAAGAAAAAAGUUUAUCGUCCGAGUGCAAACCAGGUGAGCACCUACCUGCACGUGAAGGACAGCAGCCUAGCUGUGACUCCAGUGUACGAGAGCAUCACCCUCCCAUGUCAAAAGAGCUGCUCCACUCCCCCAGUCUCCCCUACUUUACUGCAAUCCCCCCUUUCGCAAUCCUCCGCUGCACCUCAACCAACCAGCACCGUCCUCCACCCUCUGAUGGGCAGCGGCUCCAUCUUCAGCAGCCUCAAGAGGAUGAGCAAGAAGAGGAAGAGGAAGAGGGAUGCGCGCAGACACACAAUCCAGAGAAUCAUGGGAGUGGAGGAGCCAACCGACGGGAUGCAUCACUACGAAUGUGAAACGCUGACCUAUGAUACACGCACGUGGCCUCUGAAGGAGAGCAGGAGACCGAAGGCCUCCCUGAAGAGCAGCGACGGGGCAGAGGCCUACAUGAAGAACCCCCUGCUGAUAGACAUCGACUCAGAAAGCAUCACGCCUUACGCCGUCUCAGCAGGACCUUCAGCUGCUCAGGCCAGAACCCACUGCAGGUUCCUCUCUUUGGGUUCUGUGCUGAGCUUUGAUCUGCCCAAAGACGUGACCCUCAUCCCCAGCAUCCAGGACAUCAUCACCAUUGCCCCCCAAGAGUCCAAGAGAGACGGAGCUGAACUUAACCCUCACUCCCACAAACCUACAGUCCUGAGCUCUUUCAAACAGAGGCCCCCGUCUCCUGACAUCACCCCCUCCGAGGGUCUACAGCCUUCUACUCCCUCUAAAGAUGAAAGUCAGGACCUAACUGGUGGAGAACUAUCACAAUCCCCUUUCACUCAGUGUGAUGCUGCAGAGCAGGAGUGGAAGAAAAUGUCCUCAGACGCCAAAUCUGAUCUGGAUGAAGGCCACCAGAGCAGCCGGCCUUCACAUCUGAACAUCUAUGUGAAUCAUCCCCUCAGCACCGCCGCGGUCACUUCUAAACACGAGUGUCUCAGCGUCCACACGCGCAUUCGAGACCUGAACGGACACCUCUACCAUAAAUGUACCCGAUCCAAAUGUGACCAGGAGCAAACCGCUUGCCUUCAAGUGAACCAAGCUUCACUAAUGAAGCUGAACCUGAAGUCGGCUGCCAGCGUCAGUGUCCGUCAGGACUCGGUGGACUCCGGCAUCUCCAGCGUCAGCAGUUUCAAGCUCGGCGUUGACGUUGCUUCUGCAGAUAGCCGGCCUAAAGGAGUGGUGGGAAAGCUUUUAUCUCUGGAAGUGGGAGCUUUAGAUUGCUCUCAAACUCGAGAGAACCACGCCGCAUCUCCGGGACCGCCUCCAAAAGCUGCAGAGGUGGAAAGAGAGCCGGUUCAUCUGAACCAUCAGGAGUUUGAGGAGGAGGAGGAGGAGCUGGAGGACAUCUGGAACCAAACUCCUAACUACAGGCAGAGCAUCUGCUCCGACAUCAUGUACCGACCCAACCAGGAGGACUCAGCCGGCGCAGAUCAGGUGACAGCGGCGCUCUGCUGCUCACCACCAGCUCAGAAGCAGACGCUGCUCUACAGAGACCUGGUCACAGCUUCAGCUCCAGACCUCCUUGUAGCCGAGUUGAAGUUACCGUCACACAUUCCAGACUUACUUGGAAAGCCCGAAGACCACCCUCCCCCCCUGGCUAAAGGAGACAGGAGGUCGUGGGCAGCUUUUCCAGUUGGAGAACCAGCCAGUAAAACUUCAGUGACAACCAACGAGACCGCUCCUGACCCAGUGAAGCUGCCCGAUGUCGGGGACAGCCAGAGAUACGUUUACCACUACAGAGAGGAGGAGGAGGAGGAGCAGGUGGAGGAGUUCACAGGUUGCUCGAAGGACCCGUUGCUGAGCGCAGGCUCUGCCCUCACGGGUUCAGACGGAGCCUCACAGGAGGAGAAGCCACACAGUGUAGCGAGCACUGGAGGGCGCUGUUUCAUCCUGAGUGGAAAGCCUGAUCCGCCGUCUAUGGAGGGAACCCUGGAAAGGAAGCACCGGCUGCAGCCGGGAGGGAAAAAAGCUGCCUCCAGAGGCUGGAACUCCUACCACGCUGUCCUAUACAGUCACACCAUGUGCUUCUUCCAGGACAGAAAGGAUACGCUGCGGAGCUCUGCAUGCGGCCUUCCACUGAACCUCAUGGGAGCCGAGUGUUCUCCUGCCUCAGACUACACCAAAAAGCCCAACUGCUUUCGACUGAGGUUCCACGACGGCUCAGAGUAUCUGUUCAGUACCUCCUCACACUUCAUGAUGAAGAAAUGGGUCAUGAGAAUCCAGGCAAGCACUGGUCAAGAUGGAUCUUUAACCACUUCAUCUAGAGCUGAUCACGGAGUUCCCAUAAGACCAUCAUCGGGGUGCUUCAGGUGUCAUGAUGGCGCCCCCAUGACCCUACCCUCACGUACAGCCAAAGAAAUAGUCGUCCUCAGCGGGCCUCAGAGUCACCUUAGGAGUUCGGAUGGGCAUUCCCCCAUCUCCUCCUCUGACGGAGGCUGCUAUGAUGACGGGCGCCUCACACACGGCGUGACUCACCGAGUCUCAGAAGCAUUCAGAGAAAACACGUCUUCCUCCUCCCACUGCGCUCCAUCCGCCGGUCAGGACUGGCUCAGCAGCAAGAGCCGCUCCCACUCCUUCACUUCCUCAACUUACCAGCGGAUCAAACCCACGGUGCACUCCCCUGCAGGAAAAGGCCUGGAGAAAGGCUCCAAUUACUCAGUGACUCUGGUGGUUGGAGAAAAGUCAGGCGAGAGCUCGUCGGUGAGAAGCUGUGAGGCUCCACUCCCAGGCUCAGCAGGGUGGCAGCAUCAUCCUGAACCGUUCCUGAGGAGCUUUGCGAGCCUGCCUCGGCCCAGCAACAAGUCUGUGUUUAGAAAGUUCUUCGGAAAGAAAGAGCUCUGAAUAUGAAGAUGUUUCUAGAAUGAGCUCUGAUGUGCUGAGCACACACUGAGCAAAAAGUGACAAAAAGCAGCAUUACUACUGACUGUAUUUAUGAUGCAAAUACUUGCAACUGCUUCACUUUUGUUGUGGUGGGACAUUACAGUUGAUAUUUUAUGAGUGUUUAUGCAGCUGCAGUCAUUGAAGCAGAGCGUUGGUGUGCACUGUAUCACAAAUCUCAUUCCUUUUGUUGUUUUUCUGUUUUCUUUUGUGGAUUUUUCAGCUUUCUCUUUCCUUCACAAUGGAAGGCUUUGUUCUGAAGUAUUGCAUGCUUCUUUUAGUAACAUUUAACACGGUUCUGAGUGAAUCAGCAGUUUGAUACUGUUGUCAUCAUGUUGAGGAGCUUGUUUAACACCAGCAAAAUCACAAUAAAAGACAAGAAACUUUC